Messenger RNA from Pelodiscus sinensis (Chinese soft-shelled turtle), 1241 nucleotides. The record is from RefSeq and is a predicted model, not a curated record. Lineage: Eukaryota; Metazoa; Chordata; Testudines; Trionychidae.
AUGAGCACCCUGGUGGACGGCGUGCGGGUGGCGCACUACAGCAGCCGGACGCGGGAGGUCCGGCCCACCCAAGGCUGGGCAGCGCAGGCCCUGGACGCUGGGUUUCUCCAGAAAAAGACCCAGGAGUUCUGGGGGCAUGAGGAGGGCUCUAAAGCCCAGACCCAGAGGUGGAUGCAGCUGUACAACCAGACGGGCGGGGUCCACACUGAGCAGCUCCAUGCGCGCUGUGCCUUGGGGGACCAGACCCCCAACUACUUGAGAUUCCAGUACGCCUACGACGGGCAGGAUUUCAUCAGCUUUGACCUGCAGACGGGGACGUGGGUGGCGGCCGUGCAGCCAGCCGUGUUCCAGAAACAGUACUGGGAGACGCACAAAAUCUGGACGCGGUACGUCCAGUGGUUCCUGCAGCACGAGUGUCUGGAGAUCCUGCGGAGCCUGGUGCAGCAGGGACAAGGGGUCCUGGAGCGGCAGGUGCCCCCCGAGGUCUCGGUGUCCCGCAGAGCCGCCCCCCACGGCCCCGUCACCCUCUCCUGCCGCGCCAGCGGCUUCCACCCGCGUCCCAUCCACCUCUCCUGGGUGCGGGACGGAGGCGACGUCCUGGCGGAGACGAGCUCCAGCGGGAUCCUGCCCCUCGCCGACGGCACCUACCACACCCAGUCGUCCCUGGAGAUCGGCCCGCGGCCGGACGGGCCCCGCUACGCCUGCCGGGUGGAGCACAGCAGCCUGCCCGCGCCCGCCCUCGUCUGGGCCCCUGAGAAGGGACCCCUGCCCCCCGGGGUCCUGGCCGCCAUCGUCCUGGCCGUGCUGGGUCUGGCUGGAGCCGCAGGGGCCGGCGUCUGGCUGUGGAGGAGAAAAUCAGCAGGCCAUCACAAACCCGGCUACACCCCGGCAGCCACAAAGCCGGGAGAAGAUUCGGCCUCCAACUCGGCCUUGGGAAUAGAGACCAGCAGCGUGGGAUCCCGGAGCUAGGGGCGGCCCUGCCCUGCUGGCCGGCAGGUCCCUGCCCAGUGACUCCCCCGGCCGGGGGCUCCCUGCUGCAGCUUGUUCAUCCAUCACCGACCCCUGGGACCUUCUCCCCGGCUUUGCCUCAGCUUCCUCCUGAGGGCCUGGGCCACCCAGUCUCUGCUCCCUGCCCAGGCCAGUCCAGGCCGCUCCCCUUUGGCAGGGCAGCAGCUGGUGGAGGCAGCCCAGCAGGCCCAGGCUGGGGCAAGGGGGCUCCGGGGGGCCGACGGGCCGGGCUG